Messenger RNA from Mesorhabditis spiculigera, 1197 nucleotides. The record is from the annotation of a GenBank genome assembly. Lineage: Eukaryota; Metazoa; Nematoda; Chromadorea; Rhabditida; Rhabditidae.
AUGACGGCGGUUAUCAAUCCACGUCCAUCAUCUUCGUCAGACCUGCCUGUCGACAACCUGCCUAAGCCCGACCUGCUCUCUAAGGUCGAAAAUGUCUCGGUCCGCAUACUCGAUGUAUGGAUGCUGAAAGACGAGGAUGGUUUCUGGACAGCAGGAGAAGAUAAGAGCCUUCGACUCUACCUUCGCCGUGAAGCCGGUGACAAGUAUUGGCCCUCGAUCAAUGAGCCUAUGGUGAUGCAGCCAACGUGUCUUCAUUAUGACGAACAAAAGCGUUUGCUUGUGGUCACCGACGACAUGAACAGUGUUCGUGAACUACGUCGGUUCACGGUUCACAGUGGCCCCGUCUCCAGCCUACAUCUCGACCCUGCACGUGGAAUUGUAUUUUCCUGCUCUCGUGACAAGACCAUCAUGUGGCACAAUUCAAAUGAGGGAAACCGGCUUGGCAGCACUUCCAUUGAUGCUUCUGCAGUAUCUAUGAUCGUCGCUGACCCAUUCAUCUUCGUUGGCGAUUAUUCUGGAAAUAUUCAUGUCCUGAGAAUCGAUGGGACACAGGCUCAACAUUUGAACAAACUUUCGGCGCACACUGGGACGGUGACAAGUUUGGCGUGGGAUCACGAGAAGCAGUGGCUGUUCAGCGGUAGCGCUGACAACCUCGUCAUCAUGUGGGAUGUCGGUGGCAAGAAAGGGGAUGCAUACGAGUUAACUGGACACACUUCGCGAAUUUCACGGAUCUGCUACUCGCAAGAAAAGAAGAAGCUUUUCACGGCCGAUGAGUCCGGAAAAAUGAUGGUCUGGGCAAUGGCGGCUACGCGGAUCGUCACCCCAGCUUGGGCUAAUUCUGAUUAUUGCCAGCUUUGUGAUGCUCCGUUCUUCUGGAAUCUGCAGGCAAUGUGGCAAAAGAAGGUUGUCGGCCAGCGCCAACAUCAUUGUCGUAUCUGCGGACAGGCUGCAUGCAGUAAUUGCUGCACCGAACGGACGACUUAUCCACCGAUGGGAUUCGAAAUUCCGGUGCGGAUCUGCAAGAACUGCGAAAAUAACAAGAGGGAGCACCCGGAACGCUUUGACUUAACGCCUCUCGCUGUGCCUUAUGAACUGAAGACGGGCGUUGUCGCAAUGCAUUUGGCAAAUGGUCAUGGAAAGAUGGUCGUCGUCGGACAGAACAAGAAAAUCUUUGUUUACAAUGUCUCUCCUGUGCUG